GCCACCAUCCCAAACGGAACAGUGCAUGAAUGUAGUAAAAGGGGACAGUUCCACACAUCUGGUUCACUUCAACUCUAAAAGAUUGACCAAGCAAUGGAGGUCAAAGUGUCAGUGGAGGGCAUCCCUCGUGUGGUCUGUGGAGUCACAGAGAAAACAACCUACCAAGAAGUGGUGAUAGCCUUGGCUCAAUCCCUUGGUUGCCCUGGCCGUUACACACUGAAGGAGAAAUUCAAAGACUUUGAGCGCAGUGUGACACCCAGUGAACGGCUCUUGGAGUCCCUGGAGAAGUACGGCCAGCAGGCCAGGGACGUCCAGCUAACCCUGGUACAUAACGGACCUUCUCUAUGGGAAGGAGCGGCCAGGGCGAGAGGAGGGAGGUACCUAGCUUGUCCGACCCCGCUAAGGAGUGUCGAUGCUGGGGGUCGGGUACGAAGGGACAGCGCCGCCCCCACUUUACACCGUCAAAGUCUACCGCCAAUAUCCCGCAUGCGUCAACAAGCUGAGCAGCCACCAGAGGAAAUGAAACGUCCCAAAAGGAAGUCGCUGACACUGAUGGAGGAGGCCUGGGGGUGGCUGGAGAACCUGGGCAGGGGUAGCAGCCAGCAGUCUAGUCGUGAUAAGGGGAGCAAAGAGCAGGCAGGCAUUAGGAAUGAUAGCUCUCUGGACGUGUCCGUCACCGUUGCCAAGGACGCGCCCGCCCCGAGAGGUCUGCGCAGCAAAACGAAAAACUUAAAGAGCGGGAAAUCAGCUGAGAAACAGCAAACCUCCUGCUGCAUGGGAGAUCAAGGCAAGAACAGACCAAAUAGUACCACAGGCAGUUGUGAUGAAAACAAAGAGGGCAAGGAUGGCAACGUUUCUCCCGCACACAAAGACAGCAACACUGGCAGAACAAAAGCCGUGGAUCUGAUUAACCCAAGCGGUGCCAGCAAGAUCGAAGAGGACAAAAGAAAGCUAAAACAUAUUAUUACACUGCAACAGGUUAGUCUGCAAGGCUUGCAGGCACAGAUAACGUCAACGGAAAGACAGAUAUGUGAGCUGGAAGAGCAUCAGAGGGCCAAGCAAGCUGGACAGGAGGCUCAACUGAAAAUGAUCGAAGAAGAAACAGAACAGCUGCAAUUCUGGGAGAACGAGCUGAAGGCAGAGGAGGGCUUUGAGAAAGACUUGCAGGCACAGUUCCUGGAGAUGAGGGAGAAAGCUGUGGAGUGCAAAGCGAGGUUGGAGGAGUACAAAUGCAAGAUGGCCGGCCUUGAUCUCGGUAGGGUUCAAAGAACAAGGCCAGAGGGAAAGGAGAUGGCUCCAACCGCAGACCUCACAACUGGCUCUGUAGAGAGCAUGGAUAUUCCAUAUAAGGAAGUCAAUCAGCAAAGAUCAAGUGCAGCUUGUGAGGUAAAUACAGACAGGAAGUUUCCUCCCAUAGAGGACUGUAAUGUUCCCAGUGCUUUUAUUUCUCCAAAUCAGAUCAAGGACCCAAAUGCCUCCAGGCCCAAUCAGCUGAGAGAAUGGUGGACACAUUGGUCUGAAGCACAGAGCCUUAAACCAGAAGCAAAACACAAAGUUGUACAUCGCUCAGAGAUCACCAUACAUCUGGGCAGCACUAAGGUCUGACAGAAGAAGUGUUUAGAUGUUACAACAUAGAAGCUUUGUUAAAGUUAGGUACAUCUGACCCACUUGGAUGUUAUAGUCAUAUUUUCAGGGCUGGUGCAGGCAGCAUCGCCACCCUAGGCGAGAUGUUUCAACAACACCCCCCCUCCCCCGGGACCGAAAUUCGGAGAGACGCCACCCCAUCCCG
Molecule: messenger RNA, 1789 nt
Organism: Hypomesus transpacificus
Lineage: Eukaryota; Metazoa; Chordata; Actinopteri; Osmeriformes; Osmeridae
Gene: rassf11
Product: Ras association domain family member 11
Exons: 3
Coding region: 94-1605 (503 amino acids)
Biological process (GO): signal transduction
Source: RefSeq, a predicted model, not a curated record